AUGUCCAAUUCAGACUUCCUUUCGAAAGCCAUUGAAAUUGUCAAAAAGGCGACAGAAGAGGACCACAAAGGAAACUAUAAAGAAGCAUACACACACUAUCAAAAUGCACUUGAAUACUUUAUGACAGCUAUAAAAUACGAGAAAAAUGACCGCUUGAAGGAACCUAUUCGAAAAAGGUUUAUUGAAUAUCUUGAUAGAGCUGAAAUGUUGAAAGAGUUUUUGAAUAAUCAAGAAAAGAAGCAAAAGGAGCCUGUGGGUGCUAAUGGCACACCUAAAAAAAAGAAUGGUGCUGCCUCUUCAAAUAACGAAACAGAUGAAGAUGAUCCUGAUCUCAAAAAGAUGAAAGCAAGUUUAGCAAGUGCUAUUUUAACGGAAAAACCCAACGUUCAGUGGGAUGAUGUUGCCGGAUUGGAGGGUGCCAAAGAAGCAUUAAAGGAAGCAGUCAUUUUACCCAAAAAAUUCCCCCAUUUCUUUAUAGGACAACGAAAGCCAUGGCGAGGCAUUCUUCUAUAUGGACCACCAGGUACAGGUAAAUCCUAUCUUGCAAAGGCAAUAGCAACCGAGUCGAACUCUACAUUCUUUUCUGUAUCUUCUUCUGAUUUGGUUUCUAAAUGGCUUGGUGAGAGUGAACGUUUGGUUAAGAAUCUGUUCCAGCUGGCACGAGAGAAUAAGCCCUCGAUUGUAUUUAUUGAUGAAGUUGAUUCACUCUGUGGUACGCGUGGAGAUGGAGAAUCAGAAGCUUCACGACGUAUCAAAACUGAAAUUCUUGUUCAAAUGAAUGGUGUGGGGAAUGAUAUGGAUGGUGUGCUUGUCUUGGCUGCUACCAACAUACCUUGGCAACUGGAUAGUGCUAUUCGUCGAAGAUUUGAAAAACGCAUUUACAUUCCACUUCCCGAUGCGUCUGCUCGUGCUGCCAUAUUUGCUUUAAAUGUUGGAUCAACACCUUGUACAUUAACACAAGCCGACUAUAAAAAGCUGGCAGAUAUGACAGAAGGAUAUACUGGAUCCGAUAUUGCUACACUUGUAAGAGAUGCUUUGAUGCAGCCUAUUCGUAAAGUACAGAUGGCCACUCACUUUAGGUGGGUCGAGGCACCAUCAAGGCAAGAUCCAAGCAAGACAGCACGUUACUUAACCCCUUGCUCGCCAGGAGCGCCUGGUGCUCAGGAGAUGACAUGGGCUGAUAUUGAAUCAGAUCAAUUAUUGGAGCCUGAAUUGACGCUUCAAGACUUUUUGAAGGCUGUUCAGAAUACACGACCAACAGUGAGUCAAAAGGAUAUUGAACAGCAAGUCAAGUUUACAGAAGAAUUUGGUAUCGAAGGCUGA
Molecule: messenger RNA, 1323 nt
Organism: Rhizopus microsporus ATCC 52813
Lineage: Eukaryota; Fungi; Mucoromycota; Mucoromycetes; Mucorales; Rhizopodaceae
Product: AAA-domain-containing protein
Exons: 7
Coding region: 1-1323 (440 amino acids)
Biological process (GO): vacuole organization; endosomal transport
Molecular function (GO): ATP binding; ATP hydrolysis activity
Source: RefSeq, a predicted model, not a curated record